Nicotiana tabacum (common tobacco) is the source of this 1072-nucleotide messenger RNA. RefSeq names its product glucuronoxylan 4-O-methyltransferase 3-like. Gene Ontology annotation, biological process: xylan biosynthetic process. The record is from RefSeq and is a predicted model, not a curated record. Lineage: Eukaryota; Viridiplantae; Streptophyta; Magnoliopsida; Solanales; Solanaceae.
UAAUUGAGGAUUCUUUCCCCUCUCCAUUUCAAAACUAUUUUUAAAAAAAAUCAUCUAGCUCCAAAUACUCUCAAAUUCCUCAUCUAGUCUCUAUUACCAUGAAAGAACACCAAGCAACAUCGAAAAACAAGCACACUAUGAUUAUUAAUAAGCUCAUAUUAUCUUGUAUGUUCUUCAUAUUUCUCUUGUAUUUGAUACUAAGAACAAAUUCUCCAUCUUUCAAGCUAAACAACCUACCAAUAAACUCAUCAACUUCCUCAACAUACAACAAAAUUCCACCAUCUCUUGCUGAAGCACUUUUCCACUAUGCAGCUACCAAUAUUACACCCCAACAAAAACACGACGAAAUUUCAAUGACUUUUAGGGUACUUGAGAAGAAAUCACCAUGCAAUUUCUUGAUCUUUGGACUUGGAUUUGAUAGCUUAAUGUGGAGUUCAUUCAAUUAUAAUGGACGAACUAUCUUUAUCGAAGAAGAUAAAGAUUGGAUCGAGAAAAUUACUAAAGAAGUACCUACCAAAAUAGAAGCUUACCAUUAUACCUAUGAAACUAAACUUGAUCAAGCCACUGAACUUCUAAAUAUUGGUAGAAGGGAAGAUUCUUGCAAAGUUGUGGUCGAUCCAAGAAAUUCUAAGUGUCCACUUGCCUUAAAAAAUUUGCCAAAACAAGUGUAUGAAAUUGAGUGGGAUGUGAUAAUGGUAGAUGCACCAACAGGUUCUUCAUUUGAUCAACCUGGGCGAAUGAAAGUGAUUUAUACUGCUGGAUUAUUGGCUAGGAAUAAAGAAAGUGGAGAAACUGAUGUGUUUGUGCAUGAUUGUAAAAGGUCCUCCACAGAGCAAGAAUCCAGGGCUGCAGUCUUCGUUGCACAGGUCCUCCACAGAGCAAGAAUCCAGGGUUGCGGUCUUCUGUUAUGGUCAUAGUGAGACCUUGGACGAAAUUGCUUUGAGUGGGCAAGAACAAUACAACUCUAAAAGUGAGUUAUUGGGUGAAAAAUGUCUUCCUUAUGUAGACUCAUUUUUCACCCAAAAAGGGCUCAAAAAACGUGUAGGUUUCUGCUUGUGCAAAUAUAAUCUUA